ACAGAUAUGUUGGCCAAAACAGCGGGUGAUAAAAUGCACAAGUUGAAGUCGUCGCAGAGAGACAAGGUACGGCAGUUCAUGUCCUUCACACAGGCAGGGGAGAGGACAGCCGUGUACUGCCUGACACAGAAUGACUGGAAACUAGAGGUAGCCACGGACAACUUCUUCCAGAAUCCAGACCUGUACUAUAAAGAAUCCAUGAAAACUUUAGCCGACCGCAAGAAGCUGGAGCAGCUCUACAACAGAUAUAAAGACCCCCAGGAUGAGAAUAAGAUUGGUAUAGACGGGAUCCAACAGUUCUGUGACGACCUGACCCUGGACCCGGCAAGCAUGAGCAUACUGGUGGUCGCGUGGAAGUUCAGAGCGGCCACACAGUGCGAGUUCAGCAAGAAAGAGUUCCUGGAUGGCAUGACAGACCUUAGCUGUGACAGUCCUGACAAACUGAAGGCCAUCCUUCCCAGACUAGAGCAGGAGCUGAAGGACACGGGGAAGUUUAAAGACUUUUAUCAGUUUACCUUUAACUUUGCUAAGAAUCCUGGACAGAAAGGUUUAGAGCUAGAGAUGGCUGUGGCUUACUGGAAUCUGGUACUUAGAGGUCGCUUCAAGUUUUUGGAUCUCUGGAACCGGUUCCUGACAGAACAUCACAAGCGUUCCAUCCCCAAAGACACGUGGAACCUUCUUCUUGACUUUGGCAAUAUGAUAGCAGACGACAUGUCCAACUAUGAUGAAGAAGGAGCAUGGCCGGUUCUCAUAGACGACUUUGUGGAUUUUGCACGACCGAUCGUGAUGGGCAAGAGUGGCAUGACAUAGUGUUUGACCCUCAUGCUUUAACUGGACUUCUCUCUUAGUUUUUUUCCUUUUUGCGAAUGAGGAUUUUUAAAAAAAAUAUAUACGAAUAAGCCAAAAAAAAAAAAGAGACUUCUUUGGUAGUCUUGUCCGCAGAGUCAUUGAACGUCUCUGCGGACGGAUGUUUUUAUGUCGACUUCAGGCGGACUUUUGAAAAUGGUUACUUUGGAAUCAUUGGCACUAAAACGUCCGUCAUCCUGCUGUGGACUCACUGACCAGAUUGUUUUGCACAAGGAGGGGAUUGUGGCGGGGGGGUGGGGGACAGGGGGGACGGGGGUGGAUCGGGGACAGCAGCAGUUAGCGUCUUCCUUUUGCCAAGGAAUGAAAUCAUGCAUGUUUCUGUUGGUGCAAUGAAGCAGUGCUAUCCACUGUGCACUCGGUCUUCAUUGUAUGGAGCGUUCUGAGUUGGGUUCAUGCAGAGUGUUUUGAGUUUGCUUUUAUAAACAAAACAAAGAAAGAAAUGGUGACGGAAUAGGAACGAGAUAAAGAUCCAAGUCAAUAUUUUAUAACGGGGGUGUCCAAACUUCUGCCACUGAAGGCCGCACACAUCUUUCAUUUUCUAAACCAUUGCAAUAUGUAGGUGCCAGCACGGUGGUAGAAGGGUUAGUGCAUGUGCCUCACAAUAUAAAGGUCCUGAGUAGUCCUGGGAUCUUUCUGUGUGGAGUUUGCAUGUUCUCCCCGUGACUGCGUGGGUUCCCUCCGGGUACUCCGGCUUCCUCCCACCUCCAAAGACAUGCACCUGGGGAUAGGUUGAUUGGCAACACUAAAUGGUCCCUAGUGUGUGAAUGUUGUCUGUCUAUCUGUGUUGGCCCUGCAAUGAGGUGGCGACUUGUCCAGGGUUUACCCCGCCUUCUGCCCGAAUGCAGCUGAGAUAGGCUCCAGCACUCCCCGCGACCCCAAAAGGGACAAGCGGUAGGAAAUGGAUGGAUGGAUUGUUUGGUCCCGAGGACCUGGAAGGAUCUCAGUCAGUUAAAAAUAAAUGUAAAUUUUUUUUUCAAUGCUUAGAUCCACUUCAGGUCUGUUGUUGUUUUUUUAUGUU
Molecule: messenger RNA, 1885 nt
Organism: Nerophis lumbriciformis (worm pipefish)
Lineage: Eukaryota; Metazoa; Chordata; Actinopteri; Syngnathiformes; Syngnathidae
Gene: dcun1d2b
Product: DCN1, defective in cullin neddylation 1, domain containing 2b
Biological process (GO): protein neddylation
Cellular component (GO): ubiquitin ligase complex
Molecular function (GO): ubiquitin-like protein binding; cullin family protein binding; ubiquitin conjugating enzyme binding
Source: RefSeq, a predicted model, not a curated record